CUCAAGUCCAUCCAGCAGAGUGUGCUGCUGCAGGAGGACCGUCUGGACGCGCUGUCGCUGCUCGGCCUGACAUCCCUGCCCAGCUUCGUGCUGCUGUUCGGGGCGGCCGUGGCGCUGGAGCUGGGCCCCUCGUGGCAGGGCAUCCUUCGCCCCGACGCCGCGCUCUGGGGCUGCGUCCUGCUCAGCUGCCUGGGCUCCGUCCUCUACAACCUGGCCACCUCCUGCCUCCUGUCCCUCACCUCGGCCCUCACGCUGCACCUCCUGGGCAGCCUCACCGUGGUGGGCAACUUGCUGCUGUCGUGGCUGCUGUUCGGCACACAGCUGGGCGCGCUGGGCUACGCCGGCGUGGCGCUGACGCUGGCCGGGAUGGUGCUGUACCACCAGCCCCGGCUCCUGGCCGCCUGCUGGGGCCUGCGUGGGCACCCUCGGCACGAGUAGGGACCCGCGGGGGGCUGGGGGCCAGGAGGGCUCUGGGGAAUGCUGUGCACGUGUGUGCUGGUGUGUGUGAGCUGCACACACUGCUCCUGUGUGUGUGAGCCUGCACACGCUGUGUCUGUGUGUGUGUGUGUGUGUGUGUGAGCUGCACAUGCUGCUCCUGUGUGUGUGUGAGCCUGCACACUCUGUGUCUGUGCCGGUGUGUGUGACUGUGCCGGUGUGCAGGGCUCCGUGCACACACAGGUGCUGAGGUGCACACCUGUGUCGGUGUGCAUGGCUGUGUGCACGUGUGUUUUCUGUUGUGCCCUGAUGUGAGUGUGCACAUCCUGCUUUGCGCAGUGUCCAUGUGUGCUGGUGUGCACAGCCCUGUGCACGUGGACGUGCUGGUGUGCAUGUGUUGUGUGCACUGCUGUGUGUACAUGUGUCGAAUUGCACACUUGGAUGUGAGUGGGUCUGAGCACAGCUCUGUGCUUGUGGGUGUGCACAGGCUCUGCAGGUGUGAGCAGGGCUCUGUGUGGGACGUGUGUGUUGAUGUGUGUGACGCUGCACACAUUGGUGUGCACAGGCUCUAUGUUCAAGCAGGUCUCGUGCUUGUAGGCACGUGUGUAUCGCUACAGACUGUCCACAGUUGAGUGUCUGUGUGACACACGUGCUGCUGUGCACAGCUCCGUGAGUGUGUGCAGGUGUGUGCUGCUGGCAGGUACCGCUGUGCACAGGGGCUCUGUGCAGGUGAGCAGGUUCCUGUGUGUGUGCACAGGGCACACCCAGUGACUGGCUCUGGAUGCACAGCUGUGCGUGCCCAGCUCCUCUGUGCAUCCAGCUGCUGUCUCACCUGGGCAAACAGCCGUGUGUGUGUGUGUGUGUGUGUGUGUGCGUGUGUCACUACUGAGCUCUGCUGGCUGGAGUGGCCCCUGGCUCUCUGUGUACACUCGGUUCUUGUGGCUGAACCGAACGCCCAGGACAGGGCAGGCGCGUGUCCCCUCCUGUCCCAUCCCCACCGUGUUGUGACAAUCCCACGGGGCUGCCGGUGCUGCUGCCAGUGUUGUCUUUUUCCCCAGCACGCCCCUCAGCCCCCACAGCUGUCCCCAUCCCUCCCAGCUCGCUGCAGACUGGCAUCCGUGGCAGAGAUGGUGAGAGCCCAGCCGAGGGGACGGGAGCAGCCUGGACCAGCUGCUAUCACUCCAGGACAGUGCUGGGCUGUGACACAGAACAUGCUGACGGUGGCAAAGGGACAGCCCAGUGUGUGUGUGCCUGGCACCGCUGCUGGGCUCUGUGGUGGCCGUUGUCACACUUGUAUCUCCACGCCGGGGCCCAAGGACCCAGCUCCGAUUGCACUUGUCCCAAAAUAAAGCUCUAUUUUUGUUGUACUCCA
This is a messenger RNA of Cyanistes caeruleus (blue tit), 1807 nucleotides long. RefSeq names its product solute carrier family 35 member E4 (gene SLC35E4). The record is from RefSeq and is a predicted model, not a curated record. Lineage: Eukaryota; Metazoa; Chordata; Aves; Passeriformes; Paridae.